This is a messenger RNA of Eutrema salsugineum, 1434 nucleotides long. Its product is annotated as AAA-ATPase At5g17750. Bases 1 to 1434 code for a protein of 477 amino acids. The record is from RefSeq and is a predicted model, not a curated record. Lineage: Eukaryota; Viridiplantae; Streptophyta; Magnoliopsida; Brassicales; Brassicaceae. Gene Ontology annotation, molecular function: ATP binding; ATP hydrolysis activity. The transcript has 2 exons.
AUGAUGUUCUUUGGAGAUCUCCCUUCUCCAGCAUCAAUUUUCUCAACAUAUGCAACCAUUGCAGGAUCUGUCAUGAUGAUCAAACCAAUGGCACAAAUAAUUCCACAACAGGUACAAAACUAUAUUGUCUCUCGUAUCAAGUCUUUGUUCGGCUGCCGUUCAUCGACUCUCACGCUCAUCAUCAACGAUAUGAACGGGACUGGCACAAACGGGAUGAGGACGAUCAACGAGCUCUAUUCCGCGUUCCAGGAUUAUCUCUCAAGCAAUAUAAGCCCCGAUGCAUCAAAGCUAAAGAUGACUAGAGACCCUAAGAAUAAGAAGGUCAACUUAUACCUCAGCGAAGGAGAGGUUGUCUCCGAUAUCUACCAAGGCGUUGAGCUCAAGAUUUCGUAUGUAGCUGGCAGAAAGAAGAGCACCGACGUUGAAGACGGAGAAGAAGAUGAAUUUACCAUAAAUUCGGAAUGCCUCCUUCUCAGCUUCGACAAGAAACACAGAGACUUGGUGUUGAACUCGUAUGUACCUUACGUGGAGAGCAAGGCAAAGGUGAUCAAUGACGAGAGGAGAAUCCUCAAGAUGCACUCUUACUCUUCCUUGAGUCGUUAUUGGGAAUCCGUGAAUUUCGAGCACCCUUCGACAUUCGACACGUUGGCUAUGAACGAGGAGCUCAAGCGUUCUGUGCUGGGAGAUCUUGACCGGUUCAUCAAAAGGAAAAAUUUCUACAAAAGAGUUGGAAAAGCUUGGAAGAGGGGUUACUUGUUGUACGGGCCACCAGGUACUGGGAAGUCUAGUCUAGUGGCAGCUAUAGCUAACUACCUCAAAUUCGAUAUUUAUGAUCUCCAGCUUGCAAGCGUCAAAGGGGACGCGGAUUUAAGGAGGAUGCUUCUCACCACUCGUAACAGCUCGAUUCUUGUUGUAGAAGAUAUAGACUGCUCCGUGGAUUUGCCUACAAGGUUGCAACCUGCACCUAAGACCCGUGGUGCUCCCAAGGGGUCAGCACCAUUGACAUUAUCAGGACUUUUAAAUUGCAUAGAUGGCUUAUGGUCGAGUUGUGGAAACGAACGCAUAAUAAUAUUCACUACUAACAACAAGGAGAGGCUCGAUCCGGCGUUACUCAGACCAGGCCGUAUGGAUAUGCACAUCUACAUGGGACAUUGCGGUUUUGAUGGAUUCAAGACAUUGGCGGCUAAUUACUUAGGUCUCUCUCACGACAAUGAUGAUACUCACCAUCUCUACCCGGAAAUAAAGCAUUUGAUUGAUGGACAAGUGUUGACUCCUGCUCAAGUAGCGGAGGAGCUGAUGAAAAAUGAAGAUGCUGAUGCGGCGCUUGAGGGUUUGGUUAGGGUUCUCAAAAGGAAGAGGUCAGAGACAGAGAAGUGUGAUGAUGAAUCUAUGAAGAAGAUUAAAAAACUCGUGGAGGGAGAGAUGAGAGUAUAA